CAUAAGCCGCCUGUUGCCGCUUCCGGCGGGGCUGUGCGGGAGCCGGAAGUGGCCUCCGCGGGUGGCGGCGGCGGCGGCGGCGACAUGGCGUCGGGAGGCUCCCCUGUGGACCGGCUGCCUCCGCCUUUCCCCGCGGCGGAGCCUGCGGGCGUCCCGGAGGCGGGCAGCGACUCGGACGGGGAGGACAUUUUCACCGGCAGCUCCGUGAGUGGCUUCCUCGGGGGGGCGCCCUCCCUCCCUCCCUCCCCCUGCUGGGACCCCCACCACCGCCAGAACCCCCGCCUUGUCAGUCGUCGCCCUCCUCCUCCUUCCCCUCAGCGCCGCCUUGAGAAGUUUCUGCGGACUUGGCCACGGGCGAGGAGGGGCCACGGCGGGUCCGGUGCGCCCGUGCAUCGUCUCGCCCGAAGCGGAGCCUCGCAGGGUUCAGUGGGGCUUUGCUACCCCGGAAAUUGUGUGUGUGUGUGGAGCAGAAAAUAUUAAAAAUAAAUUUAAGGAACCGCAGGAAGAGGGAGGGGGAGGGAGUCAAUUGACUGCAAAUGACUGCAAACUUAAUGAAAUGCAUAAAACUGAAAAUCAUAAUUAUAUAUAUAUAUGAGAAAUUAUGUGUGUAGGAUUGCAAACUUAAUGGCAGUGCAAGCUUUCGGAAACGGGCUGCAAACUGCCCACUUCUUUAGUUUCCACGAAGUUGUUCAGCAAGGGUGUGCAUGCGAGUGGGAAGGUGCGGUUGGUCUGCUUGUGUUGUUUUCGUCGUGCAUUUUGUGUUGUGCUUUUGUGCUGUAAGGCGUUCUGUGACCUUCCAGUGAAAGAUGGUGUACGAAUUCCAUAAAGAAUCAUGCAUGUGGUGCUGGAAGGGCUAAAUGGCCAAUAUCUUACCCAUUUCCCCUCCCCCUUCCUGUACCUGCCUUCCGAGGGUAGCCUAUUUAUGCAGUCUUCCUGUACUCUGUUACUUGAAGAUGUGUUAUGAUAAACCUGGUGGCAUUUAAAGUGCCACAAGGUUCUUUAUUGGUUUUCCUGCAAUAGAGUGGGCAUGGCUUCCUCUCAGAAUGCUGCAGAUUGAUUGAUUGUAAGGAUAUGGUGAUGGGAAAUCAAAUCUUGGACUUAUGUUAUGAAUCUGUUGCAUGGUGGAGGCUUGGAAGCAGUUUAAAUCUAGAACAUAAAAUCAUCUUUGCCCCCUCUUUUGGAUGGCUGGAGGUCCCACUGGUGUUGACUGUUUGAUCAAAGUUCUAGACUUGGGUUGAGUUCAGGUCUAGGUUUCAAUUCAACCACCCUGAGCCUGGGGAGGGCGGGGUAUAAAUAAAUUAUUAUUAUUAUUAUUAUUAUUAUUAUUAUUAUUAUUAAUUCCCAGUUUUGUCCAUUGCAUUAAAGCAGCAGCCUAAUAUGUUACCUCUCUGUAGCUACUUAAUCUAUUAUCUUUUCUCUGUUUCACAGCCUUUCUUUGCUAAUAAGACUUGGCUCUCUAAAUCCCAUGCUGCAUAAGUGCAUAUAUUUUGUAUUCUUCCUAAGAGUUGCUGCUACUGCUUGUCUUAAAAUGAAUUUUGUUCACUUUGAGGCUUGUUUUAUGUUACACUUCUGCUGGAAUACUAGGUCAUACACCUGAUUAGUCUUUAAACACUCGUCUGUCACUUUUGCAUCCUGAGUCAGUGGUAUGUUUUCCACUGAACAGUUAUCCUCUCCAUUAGUCUGAAAAGACUUGAAUUUACUUUAUGUUUAAUUGCUCAAAAGGAGGAUAACUUUAAUCUACUGUCCUCAAAAGGAGGAUAACUUUAAUCUACUGAUUCACAUUCUUACUGUUGCUGGUAAUGACAAUUUUUACCUGUUCUUAUCAACAACAUCCUGAAAAGCCUUUCUUACUGCAUGCAAAAAACUGUGCCCAUGUUCAUUCAACCAUCCUUUGACCAGUCCUGGGGAUGUUCAUCGUGUGAUGGAAUAUAAUUGAUGUGAUGGGAAAAGUUUGGUGCAAUUAAGUUUUUAGCAAAAUUGUCCUAUCCUGAUUCCUUUUUUAGAAGAUUACUGCUACCAAACUUAAGUUAAUGUGAAGGGUACUUGUAAACUGCAAACAGGGCAUAGAAUUCUGCUUGUGGAGCCCCUUUUUUGCAGUGGAUGCCCUAUCUUAUCUAGAUGCAGCUAAUUGGCUAAGAGUCAUAGUUAGUCAAUGUUUACCAGGUCUUAUGUUUCCAGAAAGAAAUGUUUCUUUCAGGUAACAGUCUGUGGGAUAAACUGCAAAACCUAAAAAGUGAAUGGUUUUGAGAUACCCACAUAAAAGGAGAUGAACUUGAAAUUCAGAUUCCUGGCAAGGGGAUGAGGAAGAACUCUGUGGCACCAAUUGACUGGAAAGAAUCAGUAAGCAUGAUGCCGGAAGUUGCUCAAUCUCUGUAGAAAUCAUGCAAAACUUGCAAAACUUCACCAAAAUGACUAGAGCUGUUGGAAAGGCUAGCUUUACUCUGCUCAGUAUUGGUAACUUUCUAAGAAUUCUCCAUGGAUAAUAGUAUAUCUACUUCUGAUCUAAUUCCCCGUCCCCUACAGUACCAUAUUUCUAGCUCUUACUGAUACAGAAAUGCAAGUACCAAAGCAGAAGAAUGGACUAAGGCUCACAACACUGUAUUUUGGGGAACAAUACAGCCUUAUUUAACUGUAGGGCCGCAUGUUGCCAUGAGCUGUGCCUUUUCAUACAGGAUAAAAGAGUGCAGAAACUUGCAGCCUCAAACUUCCAAUCAAGUUUCUGCAACUUGGAACUUCAGGGAGCGCAUAAAACAUAAGAACUUCUUCUGAAGUAGUAUGGCUCUGGCAGAGCUGCAGGGGGCUGAAGCCUUCCAAGGAUUUGUUUGUCGUCAGCAAGCCUUGCUCCUGCAGCUCAUUGCUCUGGCAACAAAGAGUCUGACUUCUAGCCUCAACAGCUCUGUCCAUGGUUGUCUCUUGGGUCUGUGACCCCGUUCAUGCUGCUAUUUUAUUUAUUUAUUUUGAAAUUAGCAACUCAGCCGUGCAAACAGUGUCAGUGCUGUCUCCAGAUACCAGAGCAUUGUGUCUUCAGAAAGCUGUUGGGAAACAGUGGGCCUUUAUAAGCCAGCACUACAAUGACAGAAUAGUGUAAAAUGCACCAAUGUAUGCAUUAUUAAUUCCACCCCAAAGAAGCUUUUUUUUACUUUUAUUCUUCAUAGCUGCUGAGAAGAAACGUACUUCAUGUACUGAAAUGGGAAGGUUUUUUUUAAAAAAAUAAGGGUUUGAAAAACAAUGGGUUUGCAAAAUAAGUGUACCUUUGUAAAGUUGGCAGAGCUUUGUGAAACACAUGGCAUCCAUGUGGCUGAAGGCAUGCAAUGUAUUUUUUCAGGCAUAUACUUCAAUAACAGAUUUAACUUUGUAACAUGUAUAAUAAUUGUUAUCUGUUCUUCUUAGAGCAAGCCAAUGUCGCCUAAGAAAGAGUCGCCUGUACCAGUAAGAACUACCUCCACAGAAAAUGGUGUUCAGGAGGAACAGGAUGAUCAGGACCUAUUCGCAGGUAUGUCUUCUUACCAGGUGUGAUGGUGUAAGUUCUUAAGAAAGCAUGCAUUGCUGUGGAUUCUCCCGUUGCACAGGAGAAGAGGUGCUUUGUGUUAAGGUGUUACAAAGUUGCUAGAAACAAACACCUUGACUUUGCAAGCAAGCCUGUCUGCUGAUAUUCUUCUGCUAAAACCCAUGUAGCAGUUACAGCAGUCUUUUGCUGUUAACCCUUUUGCAGAAAUGGGGCUUUAGAUCUCUCCUAUAGAAAAUCUCUGGACAUGAGCUCAAAAGUUGUGCUGUAGUGGCACUACAGAUCAAGAAAUCUCCAGUUUUAAUUUUGCUUUUACCACAAGCUCAAGGAGGUGAUCUCAGUCUCCGUGCCCUCAUCUGCAACAUGGGGUGGGUGGGAAGUAAUAAUACAGAGUUAUCUUACAUGGUUGUAAGACUUACAGCAUAGCGCACGUGAACAUUUGUAUGAACAUUUAUAUGAACGCUAAGUAGAUAAUAUUAGACACGUAAAUCUGAGCCAAGGAGGAUCAUUGGAGAUUUAAAACCAGGUAGAGUAUUUAACUAGCUGAAAGCUAGUUGGAACAAAUGUAUGGUAUUUCUAAUUCUGGUAAUCUACAUGUUCAAAUUAGGACAGUUUUGUGAUAAUUGCAUGUUCUCCAAGGAGUGCUUAUGCCCAGGCUAGUAGCCGCUCUGUGUUUAGGUUAAUUAAAGGAAGUGAAAUUAGCAGGCCCUCAAGUCUUUGUACUAAACUAUACUUGAAACAUGAAAGCUUCCAAACAGGAAACCCAACCACCUCAUCUGUCGUACGUGUGCCUAGAUAUGUCCCUAGGUCCGGACCACAAUUUACAUGUGUUCCUCUUCUUUUUAAACUGACAACUGGCCAUUUGUUUUCAGAUAGUUUGGGAACUGAUGGGACCUGUUUGCUAACAAGAUGAAGUUUAUGCAAAAUGAAGUUUAUUCUUGUUUUGGUAUUUUGAAAAGGUCAAUAAAAUAAGUUCGGAGAAGAAAACAAAGUUUAUACAUAACCUAAAUGACAGCUUUCAGGUGGCUUCUCAGUGCAGUCCUGACCUCUACUGCUGAAGGCUGCAUACUUCUGGAUGACCGUUGUUUGGACCUGCAGGAGGGGAAAUUGCUGUUGCGCUCAGGUCCUGCUUGCAGUCUUCCUUGGGGCACUGUGAAAACAGGAUACUGAACUAAACAGACCAUUGGCCUGAUCCAGGGGGCUGUUAUGUUCUUAUGGUAUGCAGUAUGACUUAGGCAAUUAUUUCACUAUAAAUCCAUCCAGAAAGAGCAGGAAUUGGUGUUGUGGCCUAGUACAAAGAAGGAGUGCAGCAGCAUUAUAGUUGCAUAUUUAUAUUCCUUGAUCAGAUUUGAUUGCCAAAGAUUACGGCGAAUCUCUAACUUGAAUGCCUGCCACACAGGCUGGAAUUGGGGAGGAUAAUGUCUAGUAGCUCUUCCUGAUACAUUUCUUCUGGCCUAGAAAAACUCAACAUCUUUCCUGAUUCCUAAACCAUUCCGGUUCUCUGCCCCCAGUUAUAAAUCUUAUCCACUUUCAGAUGCCACUGUAGAAUUGUCUCUUGAUAGCACACAAAACAACCAGAAGAAAGAGAUGGCUACUGUGACCGGCCCUGUCCCUUCUUUAGAGAAAACAGCAAAUUUGCCUUCUAAGCCACAGUCAAAAACCUAUGAGGAGGUAAGUGUUUCUGUGACUGUCUAGUCAUAUAAAGGUAAAGGUACCCCUGCCCGUACGGGCCAGUCGUGUCCGACUCUAUGGUUGUGCACCUAUCUCACUUAAGAGGCCGGGGGCCAGCGCUGUCCGGAGACACUUCCGGGUCACGUGGCCAGCGUGACAAAGCUGCUCUGGCGAGCCAGCACCAGCGCAGCACUCGGAAACACCGUUUACCUUCCCGCUAUUUAUCUACUUGCACUUAAGGGUGCUUUCGAAAUGCUAGGUGGGCAGGAGCUGGGACCGAAAGACGGGAGCUCACCCCGCCGCGGGGAUUCGAACCGCUGACCAUGCGAUCGGCAAGCCCUAGGCACUGAGGUUUUACCCACAGCGCCACCCGCAUCCCUCCAAGAUUCACCCUUCCCAGGUGAAUAUACAAUAUAUAACUGACUAUAUGUCUAGUCAUAUAGUCAGUUAUAUAUUGUAUAUUCACCUGGGAACGGUGAAUCUUGGUGACUAUUGUGAAUAGCCUGCUACAUCCCUAAGCUAAUUUCAUACCCACAUCUAACAGGUAAUAUUUAAAAUACAGUGGUACCUCGGGUUAAGAACUUAAUUCAUUCUGGAGGUCUGUUCUUAACCUGAAACUGUUCUUAACCUGAAGCACCACUUUAGCUAAUGGGGCCUCCCACUGCUGCCACGCUGCCGGAGCACGAUUUCUGUUCUUAUCCUGAAGCAAAGUUCUUAACCCGAGGUAAUAUUUCUGGGUUAGCGGAGUCUGUAACCUGAAGCGUAUGUAACCCGAGGUACCACUGUACAUAUAUCCUGCCUUGCAACUUUAAAGCUUACAACAUUUACUAUUUUGUCAAUUAUAUAUAAAUAUUUGGGGGGGGCCCUAUUGAACCUGACAAAUAGAAAAGAACUUACAAAAAUGAGUUUUUUAGGAGACAAUUUUAUAGGAAACGGUAGGUUCCAUAGAAAUGCUUUUGGAGAGGAUACUUCAGAGCUGUGGUACUAUGUUAGAAAUUAUGUUUUUAUGUAUUGAACAUGAAUGAGCUCUACAUGCUGGAGCCUUUAAUCUACCCCCUAACUCUUUUAAUAUUCACACAAUAUUUAAUAUACACACAAAUCUGAAUAUUAUGUUGUGCCUGAUACACGUCGUGACAGAAGUCCCUGGGUUAACUGACUUGAAUGUACUUCUCUUACAGUUGGAAGAAGAGGAACAGGAAGACAAAUUUGAACUUUCAGUGGAAGUGAGUGAUCCUGAGAAAAUUGGUGAGUCACUAUGAAAUGGAAAUUACUUGACAUAAUUAAAGGGGAAAGCUGCAUGGGUAUGUGUUUUGCCUUCCGGGCUGAGGAAGGCUAGUAAUAAAGUUCUGCUUUCGGUGGUGGAGCUCAGAACGGCACUGAUUGAACUGUCAACCCCCAUCACUUACUGUUAUGGAUCAGCUUCAAUACUUUGCUCUUGCUUCUUGCGUAGAAUAGCAGUGCAAGAUUCUGCAAAAGCUUCUUGUUUCUGAAGUUUUUCCUGUUGCCAAAAAUGUGAUAGAAUAGUACUGUCAAGGGAAAAACUGCAUAAAUUGCUGUGUUAACUUCCCACUCCCUUCUGUGCCAUUGUGGGUGAUAGUCGGCUAUUAGCAGCAUAAAUCACCUGGGUUUCUUAACUUGUAUAUGUUCAAGUGUAAUAAGGCUGUACAGUAGAUGCCCAUUCUGAAGCUGGAUGGUCUCAUAUAUUGUGUUCUUGACCAGAAGCUUAAGGCAAUUGUGUUCUGUUACUGCAGGUGCUGAAGUCAUUGCUUCAAGCUUAUUUUCCAAGCAACAGAUGAUCCUUUUAAGUUACACUUUGUGUCUGUUGAGUAAUUAAUAACCUGAAUAUUUAGUUUUUAAUCUGAUUCUAUAGAGGCUUUUGACUGAUGCACAGCUCUAUAGAGGGGUGAAGCAGCAGUACAGCAGUUUGUUCAGCAUCAUCCCUCUCACUCCUGAAUUUCUGUGGUGCUCUUUAAACUGCUCAACAUUUUUAAAAGGCUUUGUGCUUUAAAAAGCAACUUGGGCCCUGAAUACAAGAGCUUGCCUAAAACAAUACCUGCACUUCAGCUACUCUUGUGCCCGAAUUCCCAAAAAUGCUACUUAAAUGAGAGACAGCAGUUUGUUGGGAGCUGGUGUACAGGAACCUUAAAAUUCAAAUGUACAAUGUACAGUAUGCUGGCUUGCACCUUCCUUGCAGCUGUUGGCUGAAUGCACACAACCAUUCUCUGAGGUCCUGACUUAAUACAACCAACUUCCAAUUUACUGGCAUUCAAAGCAUGUGCACCAUUUUCACCUAGCAACACCAGGAGUUGACUUCUUGGAGAGGAAUAUUUCAAGACCAGCUGAGAUGCAGCUAUUUUGCAUAAUAGAUAAUUUGGCACAUAUAUUUUAUUGCAGCUGCACAGAUCCUGCAGGUUUUAUUACUGGAAAGGAUUCUGCAAAAAGAAUUCUGUAUCUAUUUAUGCUACUUGCUUUUAGACUUUCUAUGCUCUGAAAAGCAAGCCGUGUGCAGUGAAGGGAUUCUUUGGCCAGCAUCCUGUGUGUGUUCUUUUUUUUAAAAAAAAAUGCCUUCAGUGCCGUAACAGCUACUUAAUUGUUCAGCCUGGGGCAGAUGUGCAGAGCUCUCCCAGAUCCUAGCAGUAUAACAAGUCACUAAUUAUUAUGUUAGGCUCAUCUUUGUAGGAAGUAGAGACAGUACUUGGCACCACUGAGGAGCCACUAUUGUGUAAGCUUCAGCUGUCAGCAUCCUGUAGCUUGUAUGGUUGGAUAGCUGAAGGAGACCUCCUGGAUCAUCUGAACCACCUCCAUACAUGGGGGAUGACUAGCAAGAUGGAAAAAUACUCAAGUGGGGCUUAUUUAUUCAGUGAAAUGGGAAAUGUUCAGAAUGUUUCAUCCUUGACCGGUUAACUGUUUUCGUCUUUGCUUGCUUACCAGAUCUAACACUCUGUUUUAGUAAACUUUAUUUACAGUAUUACAAACUACCAUGCUUUUCUAAAACCUUCAUUGCAAACUUGUUUCUGGAGUCUUCUAUGGUUCACUGUCCCCUCCACACACACGCUCCACAACAAAAUCAGCUGAUGCACAUAUUAUUCCAGCAGUAGCCUAUUGAAUUCCAAAUGUUUUUGAUAUAGGAAACAUGAGAUGCAGCCCAGAAUUCUGCAUGCCUUUGUUAUAACAUCACAUGGCUCAGCUUGUGAUUCACUCUGCUGCCCAGAAACUUCUCGGCCAGAGCUAUUGCUUAACUAUCUCACUUUUAAAUUGAUUCAUUGUUUAGUGCUUAUAACUUUUCACUUCCUGCCAUUUUUAGCUUCACAUCCCUUUUUCUAUACUUGCUAGUUUGGUAAGUUUACGUUCAGCUUCAGGUAAAUUGUGUCACCUUGCUAGGCUGAAAUAUAGUUGCCCAGCCAUUGUGGAAGUGUGAGUUGUUGCAGGUAAUGUUGAAUUCAAUAUUGGAGGAUUGUCUUCCUGACAGUUUUCUAAAAAGCAAAAUUCUAGGGUCUCACCCAGUAGAAUAGCAUAAGCCAUUUGGGAGCUAAGCAGGACUUCUGGGAAGGUGGAUACUGGGCUACACUGCCUAUUACAGCUUUUUCCAACCCCGCCCCCCCAAAAAACAACCCUGAUUCUUAAUUUCUCGAGGUCACUUCAUGCCUUGAAAUGGUGUGGAGUUCAGUAUGCUUCAAAUGUGCUUUGAGCACAUGUAAACACCACGAUUGCACUAAGAACCUUGCGUAAGGUACACAGGCUAAUCCACAGCCAUGUGAUAAGAUCAAAGCUAGUUUGCAAUUCGUGGCAUGACCCUCAAACAAUCAGCAGAGAUUCUUUAGCUAUCCUGGGCAACAGCCUCCGUUAAUCAGUUUAUCAAGAGCCCACUAGGAGGAGGCAUCCCCACAGCUUCAGUAUGGCAGUUUGCUAGAGACAACUGAAUUUUUCCUUCCUUUCUCCUCCUUUCCAUAGGAGAUGGUAUGAAUGCCUAUGUGGCCUACAAAGUGUCGACACAGGUAUGUCUUACACUCUUUCUUGGUAGCACCAAGUCCAAUCAAUGCAAAGUUCCUUUCAGUUGGCUUUCUGCUUAAAUUGCCUUUCCAUUGGUAUUGCACUGCAAACCUUGGGUAGUCAAUGCACUUUUCAAUCGAUUGAUUACACACCAGUCUCUUUUCUUAGGGUAGCACAGUCAUUUCCCUUCCUACUCUUCCUAUAUUGUUUGGUGCUGGCCUUACAAGGAAGCAGCAGAGGAGUCAGACUCCUGUGGCUUCCAGAGAGUACAUUCUGAAGGAAAAUACAAAAAACACAGUAAGAUGCAUCAAAAAGUUCAGAGGAAAGGCCUUCUCCUCACCCCAACCCCAACCCCCAGACACACACAUCAAAGCAUGAUAUAGAAAAACUGAACUUCUUAAUAAUAAUAAAAAUAUUUUUGCAUGAUUGGAAACUAUUUUAAUAGGGGUGUGGAACCUCUUACACAAGUCUCUUCUUCAGCAUGACAACAUUCCAGUUAAUGGCUAAGAAAUAGAACUUAAAUACCUAGUUACACCAGCAGACUGUUCAACUACAGCUUUGCUUUGCUCAGCUAAGGCCAACUUAAAUUUCUGGAGCUGAGAGUUAAAGGACUUUUUUAUGCUCACUUGGUUCUGGGUAAAUCUCAGUAAGAGGGAAGCUCCUAACAGAAAGCUUUUCUUAAUAUUUUCCAUGAAUAUCUCGAAGCGUCCGCUCUGGAAUCUUUAGUCACAUGCACAUCUCAUGUACUCAGUUUAGUUGAUCAGUUAAAAGACAAGGAGUUGGUGAGUUAAAUCUGCUCAUCCUUUUGCAGCCCAGCCACAGUGCUGGUGGUUUCUGUUCCUGUGUUUCUCCUGUUCCUGCAAAUGAGUUAACAUAUACUGGGCAGGAUCCAAAGAGUUUCAUGAGAGUCUUUGCUUCUGAACAUAACUUCUUCAUGCUGCAUGGCAAACCAUUUUUACAAGUUUUCUGGGGUGGAGGACAGUUUCAUAUGGUAUACUCAAAGGGAAGCAAAGUGGCAUAAACCAGGUCACAGCCUUAUCUCAGUAGAAUUAUUGUAUCCUGACCAUGCCUGGGAACCUCUGGAGAGCAGCAGCUUCAUCUCCAUCAUUGUCAUUUUGUCUGAGUAAAAAAUCAAGAAAUAUAUAAUUAAUAAUGUGAACUGUUCAUUACCUUUACUAUAUGUAGUGCCUUUCAUAUUCUUAUGGUACAAUCCUAAGUAUGUUUUACUCAGAGUUCAGUCCUCUUGUCUUCAAAGCGGUUUACUCCCAGGUACGCACUCAAAGGACUGCAGCAUGUAAAAUUCAUGCUUGCCAAUGUUGUGUGUUUUUCAGUUCUUUCAAAAAAAAAAGUGUGUGUGGUGGCAGCGCAGCAGUGGCAAAGAAUAGUUUAUUUUUAUAGCUUCAAGAAUUCUGCAAGCAAAGCAUCUCUAUGUACAUGCUUGUGUUUGUAAGAUAUAACUUGAUACAGGAUGCUCCAUGUUAACGUGAUGUCAUUGUGUCCUCCUCAGACCACUUUGCCAAUGUUCAGGAAUAAGCAGUUCUCUGUGAAGAGGAGAUUCAGCGACUUCCUGGGCUUGUAUGAGAAGCUAUCGGAGAAGCACGCACAAAAUGGAUUCAUCGUCCCCCCACCUCCUGAGAAGAGUUUGAUAGGUGAGGUUGGUCAGUUGCUCUGCCAGCAACAUCUCUGCAGACCUCUGCUCUCUGUUUUCAGUGCAUCGUUGUAACUGAGGUGCCCUUGAUACUGUGAUCUUAAGCUUUCCAAGUUUAUCAACACUUAAAACAUGUCAUUGGAGUUUUAAGAGCAUAACACUGCGCAACAAGAAAGCAUCAUCAGCCCACCUUGUCCUUGUGCGCCUUGUGUGUGUAAUUGUUGGUUGCUCUUUGCUUUGCAGAGAGCAAUAAACACAUAAGGCAUACCUGACUUCCUUCCUAAUAUUGCAUCUCUGAUACUGGUGAAGUUUCACUGCCUGCUUCAGUUUGCAGUUCUCUACUACUCUGCUCCAAUACUCCAUGUGCCUCACUCAGCCUCUUGCAGCACUUCUGCCUUUGGGCUCUACACAGAAUGUUGUGGCUUUCUAUAGAGAGCAAUGCCCUUCUGGACACACAGUGUUCAUGUGACCUGUGCUGUUGCCUUUCUGGCUCUUUGACUUGCUCUGCAAGCACUGUUGGAGACAGUUGCGCACAGUGCUUGCAGAGUGGAGAGCAGUUGCUGCACCGAGGACAUGUUUGUCCUAUGAAAGCCACAGCGAGAGCAAGCUGAAGGCGCAGCACAGGUACAGCUGACCAUAUCGCUUCCUCCUUGUUCCAGGAAUGACCAAAGUAAAAGUUGGGAAAGAAGAUUCUUCUUCCACAGAAUUCCUAGAAAAACGACGAGCUGCCUUGGAAAGGUAAUCACUACAUGCAUGUAACUGUCUGCUGUAGUUGACCGUUGUCAAAGGCCACGGUAAGCUGUUCACUUGGCCUACUCUGCUAUGUAAAACUCUUUACCAAGGAAAAACGGCAAUAUAUGGAGUCAGUUCAUUGGUCCCUCUAGUAUUCUCUGAAUGGCAACAGCUCUCCCAAUCCCCAAGCAGAGAUCGCUCUGAGCCUUCUUAGCCAUAUGCCUAGGUGGGGGUGAUGGAAGUUGCCACCCAAAAUAUCUGGAGGGCACCAGGUUGGGGAAGGCAGCCAUAGAGCUUUAACCCUUCUCCUUUGUGUUGUCAGAGGAGCAAAUAUUGAAAGCUUUGGAAGAAGUGCCUGAAAUAAUUCAUAAUACAAAACACAGCCUCCUUUUCAUUCUUGACUUCUGAGGAGAAAUCCUCUGACUUCAACCUAAUAAAGAAAGUAUCUCCUUUGCUUUCAAGCUGAUUUUAACAAGGCAUGCUUUUUCUUAAAAUUCCUCAGGGUCAUCAUCCUGUGAAUUUCCAUCAGUUAUAAAACAUUCUCUGUAACCAUACCUUUACAAACAAACAAGCCUCUUCUAGCAUGAUCCUACUAGCUGAAGUUAAAUUCUGAUAAAAACAGGGGCUGGCAAAGAUAAUUAAAAUCGAAAGCAGGUUCAGGUAUCUCUCAUUGGAUAGGGAAGUGAGAGAGGAAGCAGGCACCGUUCCAGAUCUUGUUCUGCUUUGUUACACUUUUGCUAUCAGUGAUGCAGACUGCAAAAGGGUCACCUUCCUUUAAGACAUCACAUGUUUUGCUCUGUUACCUUUCCUUAUCUAGGAGUGUGCCUCUCAAAUGAGUUGGAGAGCAAACCUGCUAGCCAGCAGUUUUGCAGAGGCUGCACCCCAUAGUCUUUCCCUGAAUAAGUUACCUCUCUUGAUGUUGGGAGUGGAGAUGCCUAGAGCUUGGCUUCUGAAAUUCAGCUCCAAAAUGUCACAUCUUGCCUGAUGCAGUGCUUUCACCAGCAUUGCUGCUCCCCCAGUCUCCUGUCUCCCCCGCCAAGAGCAAUCACACAGCUCGACUCCAUCACCUGAUUCUAAACCCAGAAUCCCGCUGCUUGCCGUCUAAAGAGCCGUUUUCAAGCUGAAACAGGCCCCUUGCCCAUCAUGCCAACCUAAACAUCCCUGUCAUUCAAGUCUCCUUCUCCAUUAACAGCUGCCUGCACACAUUCUACACCCUCCUCCCUUGGUUGUGGAUCCCAGCAAAAUGCAAAUUCCACACAUUCCAAUUGUCCUGAAUGUUGUGAUGUCAAUGUGCAUUCCCCGCCCCUUUUAAAAAAAAUAAAUGCUAAAUGAAGAGAGCCUGGCCUCAUCCUUUCCUCUCCCACAGGUAUCUUCAAAGAACGGUCAACCAUCCAACCAUGCUACAGGAUCCAGAUGUCAGGGAAUUCUUGGAAAAAGAUGAGGUUGGUUUGCUGCCGUACCUGAGUGCGCAACACUUGUCUGCAAAGUGUUUCUGCACUUGGGGCCCUCUUUAUUUAUCUAACAUAGUUUAUUUGGUAAAACUCUUGAGGAAUUCGUUUUGUAGAUGUUCUCAGUUGGAACGAACUUGUACUCUCGGACACAUUGGUGAGCUGCAGAAGAGGUAGAAAGGCACUAACCUGCUCACAGCUGCUCUGUCAAAACAGAGAAACCACUUGUGUGUUCUCCCUCUGGUCAGCUGCUCUUGGGCCACUCAGUCUUGCAGCAAUUUAGUGAGCGACACGUGAGACCUGAUACAGAUUGACUGGGACUUACUCCAUGCCACUUCAGACUGUUCUUCCUGGAGUGGGGCUGAGGAGUUUCUGAUGGCAUAGGGAUUACUAGAUGCGUAUAACACUGAGGAGAGGUUGUUGUUGUUUUUAAUAGUCUUGUGCUCCAGCCCUAAGCUCUUGAGGUCCCUUCCUUAUGCAAGCCUUGUGAUUCUUUUUUGUCAGUAUUCUUUGGGUGGUAUUCAGCAAAGUUAACUUGGAGCAGAGCCAUUGAAAUGAAUGGAGCUAACUUAGUUAACUUUCUCCUUUUGCAGUUGUGUAGGGCUAAUAUGGGACGCGGGUAGUGCUUUGGGUUAAACCACAGAGCCUAGGGCUUGCUGAUCAGAAGGUCGGUGGUUCGAAUCCCACGACAGGGUGAGCUCCCGUUGCUUGGUCCCUGCUCCUGCCAACCUAGCAGUUUGAAAACACAUCAAAGUGCAAGUAGAUAAAUAGGUACCGCUCCGGCGGGAAGGUAAACGGCGUUUCUGUGCGCUGCUCUGGUUCGCCAGAAGCAGCUUGGUUAUGCUGGCCACAUGCUGUAUGCUGGCUCCCUUGGCCAAUAAAGCAAGAUGAGUGCCGCAACCCCAGAGUUGUCCGUGAUUGGACCUAAUGGUCAGGGGUCCCUUUACCUUUACUAGGGCUAAUAUUAGACACUUCAAUGCAUAGCAUGGCCACAGCUUCUUCUCUUUGUUGCUCUCUGUAGUUGUAACCAACUUCUCAGCAAAUAGGCCUAGUUUCAAUCCUCUGGUUUCGUGCUGAGGCAUCACGGCUUGUUUCUGCUUUCCUUGCUCACUGGUUCUGGUGUGAAAUUAGGCUUUCCAGUCAAUGUGUGGUUUUGUGGUGAAUUCUCAAAAAGUUGCCUAGUUGUAUCAUGUUCUCCUUUUUUUAAAAAAGGAAAGCAAGCAAGUUCUAGUUGCUAUACACAGUUCACAAAUCAUAAAUAAGUACCCAUAUGUUCAGGGAACACUUGGAAUGUGUUCUAGGAAUGGGACUGUAACAAUAUCCCUCCAUUGCUUCCAAGUCAUGGGCUUGUAUUCCUAGCAGCUCCAGAAGCAUAAUUUAGAAUUAGGUCUACUGGUUUUACUUUUUUCCCCAAAGGCUUCUGGGCCACUUGGUGUUUACCUAUAUACCUGAAGGAGCAUCACCGCUCCAUCAUUCAGCCUGGACACUGAGGUCCAGCUCCAAGGGCCUUCUGGAGGUUCCAUCAAUGCAAGAAGUGAAGUUACAGGGAACCAGGCAGAGGGCCUUUUCAGUAGUGGCACCCACCCUAUAGAACACCCUCCCAUCAGAUGUCAAACAGAUAAACAAAUAUACCCAUAGACAUCUGAAGGCAGCCCUGUAUUGGGAAGCUUUUAAUGUCUGGUGUAUUUUGUGUUCUUUUUUACUCUGUUAGAAGACACCCAGAGUGGCUGGGUCAACCCAGUCAGAUGGAUGGGGUACAAGUAAUUACUAUUACUAUUAUUGUUACUGGGUUGCAUGGGUUGUUCACUGAGCAGCCUUAUUGGAGGAGGAUGCUAAUCUUUAGCAGGCGAUUGGAUCGAAUGAGGUCUUGAUGCCUUGUACUCUGAGAGGCCUUCUCAGCUGUUGGGCCCAGCUAUCAUGAAAUUGGAAGAGAACAAGAUUAGAACCUUAUAAGAUUUCAAGAGCUACUCCAGUGUCCAGCACAAUAUGACAUGUUAGCAGCUGCACAAUAAACCCCUCUUCCCACCUGGUGGUCCAUCCCAGCUGACUAGGACGUAGCAUGGAAAGAAAACAGCAAGUGGGUCAGGCAGUCUCUUUCCAAAGCAGGGACCCAGUCCUAGGAGGCAGUUUCUAUAUGGGAAGAAACACCAUUCACAAUUGAUGGGCCUCGGAGCUCCUUUUCUGUUUUACAAGAGGCUUUUCCUAGUGCAGAAUACAGGCUGAUGCUUCCAUUUUCUGAACUGUAUGGAACUCAGGGAUAUUUUCUGCCAAACAUUGCUGCCUGCCUCUGUUUGGAAUCUGUCUGGUACCCUUUUAUACUUCAUGCUUCUUUCAUGGCCUCUUAAUAUAAGACUUCAAGUAGCUCAGUUUGUCAGUGCUGUAGAUCGGGGUAGGCAAUCUAAGGCCCGGGGGCCGGAUGCGGCCCAAUCACCUUCUCAGUCCGGCCUGUGGACGGUCCAGGAAUCAGUGUGUUUUUACAUGAGUAGAAUGUGUCCUUUUAUUUAAAAUGCAUCUCUGGGUUAUUUGUGGGGCAUAGGAAUUCAUUCAUUUCCCACCAAAAAAAAAAAUACCGUAUUUUUCGCUCUAUAGGAUGCAGUCUUUCCCCUCCAAAAAUUGAGGGGAAAUGUGUGUGCGUCCUAUGGAGCGAAUGCAGGCUCCUUGGCUUCAGCGAUAGCAACGCUAAGCCUCCGAAGCGCAGAGGGAGCGCUUCCUCUGCACUCCGGAGGCUUCCCGUUGCUUUCGCUGAAGCCUGGAGAGCGAGAGGCGUCGGUGCGCACCAACCCCUCUCGCUCUCCAGGCAUCAGGGAUAGCCGCCUGAAGGCCUUUGGAGCGCAGUGCAAGUUCCCGCUGCGUUCUGGAGGCUUUAGGUUCCUUUCGCUGAAGCCAGGAGAGUCUUGCUCUCCUGGCUUCAGCAACAGGAACCCGAAGCCUGAGGAGCGCAGUGGGAACUUGCGCUGUGCUCGGAAGGCUUCAGGGAUAGCCGCGUGCAACCCCUCUGGCAGGGAGAGGCUGCACGGGGCUAAAGAGGCUUGUGCCAUAGCCGUGCGCAACUCCUCCGGCAGGGAGAGGUUGCGCGGGGCUAAAGAGGAAGCCAAAACAGCGAGCGGGAUCCAUCCCGCUCACUGUCUUGGCUUGGCCUGUGACAUACCCGUGCACAACCCCUCCGGAAGGAGAGGUUGCGCGCAGGCUGUACGCUGCUCUUUGGGGCUGGGGGGGGGAAGAUUUUUUCCCCCUUUAUUUCCCCCUCUAAAAACUAGGUGCGUCCUAUGGUCCGGUGCGCCCUAUGGCGCAAAAAAUACAGUAGUCCGGCCCUCCACAAGGUCUGAGGGACAGUGGACCGGCCCACGGCUGAAAAAGGUGGCUGACCCCUGCUGUAGAUGAUCAGGCUUUACUCUCCCUACAGUUGCCACGAGCAGUUGGCACUCAGACCCUGAGUGGAGCUGGACUUCUGAAGAUGUUCAAUAGAGCUACUGAUGCCGUCAGCAAAAUGACCAUCAAGAUGAAUGAGUCAGACAUUGUAAGUUUUUAACAGCUGUAUGUUUGACAUAAAUGUAUUUCUUUGGGGAGUGUUUGUGGAAGUGAAUACCUAUCUCAGGGGUUGCCAACAUGGCGGCUUCCAAAUGUUGGCGGACCACAACUUGCACCAUCCCCAAGUAUACCAUGCUAACUGGGGCUCAUGGGAGUUUAACAGCAUCUGGAGGGCACCACACUGGUGUUUCCAGGCCUAGCUGGAUGUCGCAUUGACUUCCCUUAUAAUGAGACCUUGGUGGUUUUACCUCUUUCAGUGGUUUGAAGAGAAGCUUCAGGAGGUGGAAUGUGAGGAGCAGCGCCUGCGGAAGCUACAUGCUGUUGUAGAACUGCUAGUUAAUCACAGGAAAGGUAACAUCACAAUUCGUUGUCAUGGACUGGUUGGGCGCAGGUGGGAGGAACCAGUUGGGGAACCACCAAGCAGAGAAGGCUCAAAGCCCGGGGAGUGGUGGUGGGACAAUAAUGAAUGGUCAGAGGGAAGAAGACUGAGAAGAGGUAACAGGAUGUGGUGAGCUUGAGAGUCUGUGACAGAGAGCAGUCCAGAAUCAGAGGCAGAAGCUGGAGCAGGGGAGGAGGGAGGCCAGGAGGCAGAGAUGAGUCAGGCUCAAGAAGAGUCACAGGUGUCUCCCCCUCCUGCUGCAACAAGCUUCCCCCCAUCUCCUAGAACCAGAAGAGGCAGGAAAAGGGCAGAGGAGAGGUUGGAUUCACACAGGCACAGUCUCCGAUUGCUUGGGGGAAACCCUGGAGAGGAGGGCACUUGGGCAGCUGUGAAGAGGUGGGGGCUUUCAGUCUCUGCAACUGACCAUAGGGCAAGAUCUACCAGGGAUGAGCUGCUGUGCUCAUGAGGCCUGAUGCUCCGCCAAGUUUGUGCAGAUCAUAUUUUUGCUAAUAAAGAGUUAACUCCAUCUUGCACAGUGUGAUUACUGUGGGCUCGCUCCUGGCACCUGCUUUGUAAAGCUGAAAAAAUAUUGCAAGACUUCUAUAGAUCUCUGUGCAGCAUCUUGAGCAUGCAAAUCACAGCUCAGCAACCUUUUUCAACCCAAACUUGCACAUUCCCUUCUGGGCAACCUUCCAGGGGCUACUGAAGGCAAAGAGCUUCCAAGGGCAUGGGAAGCUGCCACGUGGCAAAUGGCAACAUGCAAUUAUUGGUAUAACAUGUGGCAAACUGUAAUCCAGGUCCUUACUUUCUGUAGCAUCUUCAGUCUCCAGCUGCAGCAUAUCCCAAAAUACCAAACGGUGAGGUGCAAGCCAGUGGAUUGUGUAACCAAUUGCUGCAUCUCCAAUGGUGAUCUUUGGCUGGCUUAGUUUCUCACGUUUCCUGCUGUGCUUAAUGCUUUCUGUUCCACCCACCAGAACUGUCAAUGAAUACGGGUCAGUUUGCCAAGAGUUUAGCCAUGCUGGGGAGUUCAGAGGACAACACCGCCAUGUCCCGGGCGCUCUCCCAGCUGGCUGAGGUGGAAGAGAAGAUUGAACAGCUGCACCAAGAACAGGCCAACAGUGACUUCUUCCUCCUGGCUGAGCUCCUGAGUGACUACAUCCGCCUUCUUUCUGUUGUGAGGGUGAGAAUGCUUUGACAAGAAGCUUAAAUGUGUUGAUGUGUAAUGCCUAUGUUCCCUGUCAUGGGCUUGAGAGCCCUAGGCCUGCUGCAUUCAGAAUGCUUCCAGGCCUGGCCCCAGAAUCUUGAGAUACAAACAAUAAGUCUGUGCUCUGAAUAAACCCAGGUGUGUGUCGCUGUACACAAGUUAGAACCAGGCAGAGGGCCUUCUCGGUAGCGGCACCUGCCCUGUGGAACGCCCUUCCGUCAGAUGUCAAAGAAAUAAGCAACUAUCUGACUUUUAGAAGACAUUUGAAGGCAGCCCUGUUUAGGGGAGUUUUUAAUGUUUGAUUCUAUUUUUAAUAUUAUGUUGGGAGCCACCCAAAGUGGCUGGGAAAACCCAGCCAGGUGGGUGGGGUAUAAAUAAUAAAUUAUUGUUACUGUUAAUUAAUUAAUUAAUUAGCUGCCUUUGCAAUGCUACUGUUCUUGACUGGGCUGUUCAGCGAGCUAAUUUUAGACAAGGGCAUUUUAAAUUGUCUCUAGCCAUUCCCAUGAUCCCUUCAUUCAAAUUCCAGAAUAGCAAUGAGUCUGUGGGUAAUCAAAACAACAACUCUCUGCUAUUCUGGCAUUGAUGACUGUGGAACACCCAGGUCUCAUCCUGCUGUUCCACUGUCCACAACAUGUGUUGGAGGUGGAGGGGGGUGCCAAUUUUUAAUUUUAUUUUUCAAAUUUAUAAUACAAAAGCACCAAAUUAAAACUAAUUUAAUACAUUUUUUCCCCCGAAAACCGGCUUUCCAUUCUCUCAGGUAUUUCCAUUAUUUCCCCUGUUAAAUGCUACUUAUUUUCCAGAUUUAUCUCUAAUUAACAUCCUUUUUUUAGCGAAUUUCUCAACCAUCAGCUGUCCCAUUACCAACUCCUGCAUAUAGAUAAAACAAAAUUAUAUCAAAUAAUAAGUGAGGUUAUAGUAAUUUAAAUCUUUCAUUUGUCUUUCUAAGUUUCACGUAACUGCAUUUUCUUAUCCCUGGAAGUUACUGUCCUCUGCCUGCUUGCACAGUCAUUCCCACAGAAACUCUUCUUUUCCAUCUUAAUUUAUAUGCAAACUCAAUUCUUUCCUUUUCAACGUGUUUUCGUUUGAGUUACCAGCCUCCCAAGGCCAUUUCUUACAUUCCACUGAAGAUGCAGCAUUUACAGCCGGCCAUUGUCUCGGAAGAGUACCAUACGUUGGAGGGUCUUUUGAUGCUCUGAUUUAACUCGUUGUUGUGUGUGGUGUUGCCUGAUGGAGGAGAGACCCGUUCUGAAGGUGUGCCCUUCCCUUCCAACAGGGUGCCUUUGACCAGCGGAUGAAGACCUGGCAACGCUGGCAGGAUGCCCAGAUCAUGCUGCAGAAGAAACGAGAAACGGAGGCUCGGCUGCUGUGGGCCAACAAACCCGACAAGCUUCAGCAAGCCAAAGAGGAGAUCUCAGAGGUGAGAGGGACACCCAAACCUAACAGGUCUCCUCUCUCCAUCCCUGUUGGUGUGUGUCUCCCUAUCCUAAUAAGCCCCGAGGAACUCGGAAGGGUUAUAUGAACCAAAUCUUCAUCUGUAAGCAAGGAGAUAUGGCGUAGUUCUUUCAGAGAUGAGCCCCUCCAGUUAGUGGGGAAACCCGAUGAUUUUAACAAAAGCCUUAUCUUUCUAUAUCUGCUUACAUGGCUGUUAUAGGGUGUUAAAACGUGUAGUGCCAAGUUGUGUGUAAUGAAGAUGUACACACACACUUCUGCAUCAUGACAAUCUGUCCUUUUCACAUUUCUGCAGUGGGAAUCUCGUGUGACGCAAUAUGAGCGAGACUUUGAACGAAUAUCUGCAGUUCUCCGGAAGGAGGUGUUGCGGUUUGAGGUAUAGAACUUGCAUUAAGCGCAUUGGAACCCCUUUAACUUGACAGUUUAACACGGCACUGGCAGACCGUGGAACUGGUUUCCUACCACUCUGAACUGAGAUAUUGCUGGGUGGGGGAAGUUGAGAGGUCUCAUAACUAGGUUUGACUUGGAUGCUGCUUUCACUGCCCUUAAUUUGAUAAACUUUGCCCUAAAGCAGAUACGCAGUAGUUGGUAGUCUGUGUGUCAAGGAAAGCUAAAGAUUUGGAUAUGACUGAAUGCUUUAACAUGGAGGUUUCAGUUUCCAUUGCAAAGCAGCUCCAGGAAAUGCUGGUCAGUCUUCCUGUGAUAGCUUGUGAGACUGGCCUGCAGGUAUUUAGGUGGCUUCAGAAUCUAGCAUGAAACAGACCUGUUGGCUUGAUUUUGCUGGGCAAAACUGCAACAGGAGUGGGCAGCAGCUAGAUGUGAAUCUAUUGUUGGAUCUUUUGGUGAUUCUGCAGUAGGUCAGCCAAGGUUUCUGGUGUAAGUUUAGCAGGAGCAACAGCAAAAAGCCUUUUUCUAGAUUGGGCUGCUUUAAAAGAACAGCACUGCUUUGGGGAGAAGCUGGUGUAGAUGCUGCAGUGUAAGUCCUGAGCUUCAGUACUAGUACUAAAAACCAGUUCCUCUGCAGGCACCCUACUAGUUCUAAGUACAUAUCUGCCUCCUUAUCUAAUUGCUAUUGCGCACCUGCCUUUGGUGCAAGGUUUUGGCUAGAAAUCGGGUAGAUCUGCAAACCGUAUGCCUGCCUGUUCCUGCUGCUCAAAACAGUUAUCACUGUUCCGUUACAGUAAGAUAAUUUCUGUGGCAUCUUGGGGGUUGAUUGGUUUUGUGGCAUCAAUAGGCAAAGCUUUUUUUUUUUUUUUUAAUUGGGCAUGCAGCUGUCUACAAAGCAGGAUGCCUUAGUAUCAAGCCAAAUCCUAGUGCCUGAUGUCUCAUAAGAGACUUGCUACAACCUCUUGUUGGGAUGGUUAAGUCUUCGUUAUUAUUAUUCUUUUACAUCCUUUGUCUACAGAAAGAGAAAACAAAAGAUUUCAAAACUCAUGUGACCAAAUACCUGGAGACGCUGUUACAUUCGCAGCAGCAGGUGAGGGAGCAAUCAGCCAUGUACAUCUUCCCUUGACUUUCAUCAUUUGCUGGCUAUUUAUCCCAGGAGACACCUUGCCGAACAACGCAACCCAGUGAAAUGCUUAUCUGUCUCGUUAGAGUUGCCCUGCUUUUGCUCCUAUCCAGUGCAUAAUGCCAGUGGGGUCCCAUAUGAGAACGAAACCUAGUGGACCACAAAGAAUAGCUGCCCUGUGGCCCUUCAGUAGAGACUCUCUCCUGUGUAUUACACAAGGCAGAGCACAGCUGUAUGUUCUUGCCUAAAGAAAGAUGUCCCAGCAGCUUGCAGGGCCAUGUUGAUUACUCACUUAAAAAAAUUAAGGAAGGAAACAAAGCCCUUCAGUGGGUGGUAAAAGGGGGUGGCGUUACUAGAUACUUUUAGAUGAGCAGUUAUGUUUUCCUUUGCUGACAUUUCCUCCUCUUUCUUGUGUCCUGUGCAGUUUGUGAAGUACUGGGAUGCAUUCCUACCGGAGGCAAAGGCCAUCUCCUAACCAGGCCAAGCAAACUCAUGCAACCUGGACUGAUUCUGCCUUUACUACAUUAUACCUCUUGGCCUUUCAGAUGGAUCCUGCAGAGCUGAUAGACUCCACAAGCAAAGCAGCAGUUUCCCCAGCUAGUAACUCUUCUUCUAACUGUAUAUUUUUUCAUUUAGGUUCAUAUAUAUAUACACACACACACAAACACACACACAUAUAUAUAUUUUCCUAUUGAAGAGACUAGUCCCCUGCUUAACAAGCCAAGACCCGCUGUAGGGAGCGGAGAAUGGGCAGGGGUUAUUGUGUAUUUUUUGGACUUUGGUAUUGGGCCCAGGAAUGCUUCCUGUGACUCCUGUGGUGCCAUGACGACUAUGUAAUAAAACUUAAAAUCAGGGCUAAUCUGUUUCUUAUUUCUGCAUUGUGGUAGCUCCUGGCAAGGAGGUGCAAUGAAACAAAUGUUACUAUCGACUGAAUAGCUGUGUUCUGGGGAAAGCAAUCAUCUGCCAGAAUCUGCCUGUCGCUUGGUGCCACAAGCAAACCCCUGGCAUUCUGCAGCAGGAGCUGGCAGGAGCCUUCAAAUGGCUCGUGCUUUGUUGAUGGUGUGUGUGAAUUGUGAAUAUUCAGCCUUACAUACUUUUCAGUCUACCUACACUUUCCCCUUUUCUUUGUAUCCACCAGCCUCAUUUUAUCCCAGGUUGCAAACUCUCCAAACCUUGCAUGCAGUUCUAGCGCAAGAGCUGCUUCUGCCUGAGCAGCUUGUUUUGAGAGGCUCACUGUUUGAAUCAAUCCUGGUGCUUUGGGGAAGAGCCAUAGCUCAGUGACAAAACAGAUGCCUUGCGUGCAGACGGUCCCCUGGUUCCAUCCCCAGUAACAUCUCCGGGUAAGGCUGGGAAUGUCCUCUUUGGAGAUUUGCUGCCAGUCAGUGUAGACAUUACUGAGUUAGAUUAACCCUAUGGUCUUGACUCUGUUUGAAUGCAGCUUCCUAGAUUCCCUUGAUUUGCAGGUGGGGAAGAGAAGAUUGCUGGCCAGUCUUUCAUCAUGCUUAGAAAAACCUGAUUUAAAUACUAGCAGCCAAACAUUGCCUGGUGCUUGCUAAUGCUCUGUAGUUUUUAGUUAAGCUGAAAACACUUGAUUUCUCGCCUGCUCAGAGUCCUUGGCUUGAUUUCGUUCUCCCCCACUCUGAGACAUUGGUGCUAAAGAUUCAAAAUUAGCUUGACCACAACCAUGCCCUUAAAAGCCUUGUAUGCACUUUUAUUUGCCUUCUGCUUUCAGUUCUAAUAAGCUGGGGUAGAAGUCUCUGCAAACUAAAUAUCAACUGAUAUUAAAGAGGAACCUGAAAGUC
Podarcis lilfordi (Lilford's wall lizard) is the source of this 22866-nucleotide messenger RNA. Lineage: Eukaryota; Metazoa; Chordata; Lepidosauria; Squamata; Lacertidae. The record is from the annotation of a GenBank genome assembly.